Solanum stenotomum is the source of this 1323-nucleotide messenger RNA. RefSeq lists its product as uncharacterized. NCBI's taxonomy places the organism in Eukaryota, Viridiplantae, Streptophyta, Magnoliopsida, Solanales, Solanaceae. Bases 1 to 1323 code for a protein of 440 amino acids. Gene Ontology annotation, molecular function: nucleic acid binding. The record is from RefSeq and is a predicted model, not a curated record. The transcript has a single exon.
AUGAGUGUUGAAUUUUCAGAAGAUCCAAUUACCACAAAAAGGCGAUUGAAUCUGAACAACCGUCGAGCAAUUGCGGAGUGGCUUUUGAAAGAAAGUAAGAAUGGAAAACUUAAACAUGGUUCUGUAAAGGAAGCAAAUAUUUUGUUCAACACAUCAAGAAGUACCAUUGAUCGUAUUUGGAGACAAGCUAGAUUAUGUGUUGCUAAUGGUGACAUGUUAAAUGUUUCUACUAAUCUUGGAGGCAGAGUUGGGAGAAAACGCAUACAAGUCGAUAUCAACCAAUUCAAAGAAAUUCCACUAUGUCGUCGAACAAAUAUUCGAUCUCUUUCUUUUGCAAUAAAUAUGGCAAAAUCAACAGUUUUUCGACGUGUGAAAGAAGGUGCAAUUAGGCCACACACCAACGCCAUCAAACCACAUUUAAUCGAAGAAAACAAAAAGGCGAGACUUCGAUUUUGCCUCUCAAUGAUUGAUCAGAGUACACUUCACUCAAAUCCCAUGUUUAUAGACAUGUUUAAUUAUAUCCAUAUCGAUGAAAAAUGGUUUUACUUAUCGAAAAAAUCUGAAAGGUAUUACCUUAUUCUCGAAGAAGAAGAGUCUAAUCCGUAUCGUUCUUGCAAAAGUAAAACUUUUAUCACAAAAGUUAUGUUUAUGGCAGCUGUUACACGUCCUAGAUUUGACGUUAAUGGAGUUGAGUUAUUUUCGGGAAAAAUAGGAAUUUUUCCGUUUGUAGUUAAGGAACCAGCCAAACGGAAUAGCAAAAAUCGAACAGCAAGAACUAUCGAAACAAAAUCGAUUUUAUCGGUGACUAAAGAUAUCACAAGAGCUUGUUUGAUAGAGAAAGUUCUUCCAGCCAUUCGAUCAAAAUGGCCAGCUUCAACGUCAAGUGCACCCAUUUUCAUCCAACAAGAUAAUGCAAGACCACAUAUUGGUGUUAAUGAUUUGGAAUUCAUGGAAGCCGCUCAACGAGAUGGAUUUGAUAUUAAGUUAUGCUUUCAACCCCCUAAUAGUCCUGAUCUUAACGUUUUGGACCUUGGAUUUUUUAGAGCAAUUCAAUCUCUUCAAUAUCAAAAUGCUCCUUCAAAUGUUGAUGAAUUAGUGGAGGUUGUUGAAAAAUCAUUCAAUGAAAUGAAAAUAAAACGACUCAAUCAUGUAUUUUUGACUUUGCAAUGUUGUAUGAAUGAGGUGAUGAAAGAUAGUGGUGGCAAUAACUACAAAGUGCCUCAUAUGAACAAAGAAAGACUCGAAAGAGAAAAUGAUCUCCCACUUCAAGUUCGUUGUGAUGUUGAUGUUGUUAAUCAAGUUUUAACUCUACUUCAACAGUGA